GAAGGCUCUUCUUGGAAUUCAUAGUAAAGUCUGUGCGUUAAAAACAAAACAGAAAGUGUGUGAUAUAGCUGAUAUCACAGUAGGCUAUAGUUUGUUAUGAGUGUGGUUGGAUAGGGUGUGGCACAGAGCUGUCCCCUGCAGGUGUGCACACAGCAGAGGACACACGGCACAGGUACCUGCUAUCACAGAGGAGAGAUCCCCUGGGCACCGCCGGAGACUCAGAGGAAGAUGAACUGGGGCUUUUUGGAGAACGUCCUCAGUGGGGUGAACAAAUACUCUACUGUGAUCGGGCGCAUCUGGCUCUCUGUGGUCUUUCUCUUCAGGAUCCUGGUGUACGUGGCGGCGGCCGAGCAGGUGUGGAAGGAUGAGCAGAAGGAUUUCGUGUGCAACACCCGGCAGCCCGGCUGUGAGAAUGCCUGCUUCGACCAGUUUUUCCCCAUCUCCCAGGUGCGGCUCUGGGCCCUGCAGCUUAUCAUGGUCUCCACCCCAUCCCUGCUGGUGGCCCUGCAUGUGGCCUACAGGGAGCACCGGGAGGCCAAACACAAGCGGAAACUGUACAAGGACAAAGGGAGCAUUGAUGGAGGUCUGUUCUGCACCUACAUCAUCAGCCUGGUCUUCAAGAUAAGCUUUGAGGCAGGCUCCCUGCUUGCUUUCUACUUUGUGUACAAUGGCUUUGAGGUGCCCAUGCUGCUCCGCUGCAGCCAGAGUCCCUGUCCCAACACAGUGGACUGUUAUAUCUCCAGAGCCACAGAAAAGAAGAUCUUCCUGUAUAUCAUGGGAUGCACAUCUAUUCUGUGUAUCAUUUUGAAUUUUGUGGAGCUCCUGUACAUUGUAUGGAAGCAGCUGUGGAAAUGUUUCACCAGGCGGUACGUCCCUAUCAAGGAGAAGGCUGUCAGCGACUGCCAGCCACCUGUUUCCAUUGUCAACAGGUUUGUCUCUGCUGAGUGUGAGCCCAUAGUAAACAGAGAGGACAGCAGCGCACAGCCUGCAUCCACCGCUGAAAACCAGCCUGUCAAGUCUUAAAGGGCUGGGACUGACUGGAAGCUCAUGUUCCCAUGUCAAAGUGAAACUACAGUGAAACCUUUUGUACCUGACAAAUUAACAUGAAAACUGCUCACACGUGUCACUUUUUACAAUCUGUGCUGUAGAAAAGAGCUGUAAAAGAUUUAUUGACAUAACUGGGCCUAAACAGAGAAAAGUUAUGGCCAGCUGUAUCAUUCAUUAGUGUGAACAGACUAAUUACAGAUAUUGAUGAACAGUCAAAACACUGAUGAAAGUUAUGUCAAUAUCAAACUUUGUCUACCCAAUCUCUAAAGAUUCUGUUUUGCUGAAGACAUGAUUUUAACUCAAAUUCAACAUCUUUCCUUUUUUGUUAAAGGGACAGUUCACCCCUGAAUCAGAAAUACAUAAUUUUCCUCUUACCUGUAGGGCUAUUUAUCAGUCUAGACAGUUUUGGUGUGAGUUGCCGAGUGUUGGAGAUAACGACCACAGAGAUUUCUGUCUUCUCUCAAAUAUAAUGGCUAACUAGACGGCACACAAAAAAAAGUGUUUAAAAACCCGUUUGUGAGUAGUUUCAUGUAGGAACUAUUUUCUCUCCUCUGAAAUACACCUACCAAGUGCAUAGCCACUGCUAGCCCACCUAGCACCACUGAGCUAGCUAACAUUACAACUCAGCAAAGGAGGACGCCAUUAAUGUUUACAUCUUGAGCCUUUCAUCCAUGAGUAGAUGCACAUUUCCUUCUGCGCAGUGAUAUGGUCUGUUGUGAUAAUAAUAAUAAUAAUAUUAAUAAUAACAAUAAUAAUAAUAAUAAUAACAAUGAUAAUCUCAGGUAGGGCUUAAAAACUACAAAAAUGCUAUUUCUUGGCAUGUUUACUGGGAAUGAUGGCAGAAUGAAGCCUCAUGAAGCAGUUUCUUUAUUUUCUGAGCCCACUAGAUGGCGCUCUUGGUUUAAAGAGAGAGGCUCAAAGAAUAGCAAUUCAGUGUGCUUUCAACCUUUUGUUGAACAAAAGGUGCCAGCUAGUGGGCUCAGAAAAUAAAGAAAAUGCUUCAUGAGGCUUCAUGAGGUUUUUUAGUUUCUAUAACUAGUAAUACUAGUUACUAGUUACACUGCAGCUGCAGAGCUGGAGUUAUGAGUGGUUAUAAAUAUCUUGAAUUAUUUUGAGUUAUGACUUGUUGAAAGUUCAUGUGAGAUACAACAGCUACAAAACUUUGACCACAGAAAUAAACUAUAUCUCUAGUUACCUUCUGAUUAAUAUGAGGCCCAAAAUAUUCAAUGUAAAACAAAAAUCACGAAGAAUCAGCCUGUUUUUGUUGUUGUUUUGUUUUUGUUUUUUUCUCCAGCAAUAUGUGGGCGAAACAGGGUGGAUGUGAUUGGCUGUUGCUUUGGCCUGAAUGACAGUGAUGUCCUAAUGAAGCCUCAUGAAGCAUUUUCUUUAUUUUCUGAGCCCUCUAGGUGGUGCUCUUGGUUUAAAGAGAGAGGCUGAAACAAUAGCAAUUCAGUAUGCUUUCAACCUUUUGUUGAACAAAAAGUGCCAUCUAGUGGGCUCAGAAAAUAAAGAAAAUGCUUCAUGAGGCUUCAUUUGGCCAUCACUACUGAAUGAGUGGACAGCCAAUUACAGAACUAUUUCUGCACUGUUUAUCUUGAUUGACAAAGAAAAAGGGCAUUUGAAAAAAAAAAUUGCUGGAAUUGAAUAUUCUAAUAUUAUGCAUCAUGUAAUGGAUUCAUUCACAAUUUCAUUGUUAUAUAAUAUAUUGUGCCUGUAUUCCUUUAUCUGAUCUUAAAAAAACAUUUUAAUAAUAAACAAUACAGUCAAAAUCUUGUUGGAGGUAGUUUAGGCUGCAUGUAAUUCUGACAUGGUGCUGGACAUCAGUGUGUCACAUCCUGACUGCCAACAAGCAUCAGAAGAUAAAUAUCGAUGUCUGAUUUCUCAGCUGAUCAUCUGAGAAUCUGUCAAUCAACUGUUCAUCACAAAUUACUUGACCUCUCUCCACUACAGUUCUAAUUUUGAUUGAUGACAAAUGAUGACUUACGUAUGCAUUCAAAGUAAUUGGUAAUGUAGUAAUAGAAAGUGAAACUAAAAUAUUUUGUGUACAAGUGCCAGCCAGAAAGGAAAAUCAGAAACUAACAAGAUUAAAACUCUUUGCUCAUUAAUGAUCUGUUAGCCUUCUAUUAGCUGUAGUAACAAGCAAAAAAUACUAUCUAACAGGACAAAGGUUGUGUGUAUUCUGAAAAUGUUUCAUGGUUCCAGAAACAUUGAUCUAUCAUUUGGCAACACUGAUUGGUUUCUUUGAGAGGAUGAAGUGACUGACUUAUAUCAUCAAAAGCAAUAUUUUGCAGCAAUCGGUAUGCGUGUAUGAUGCAUGACAAAGUAUAUAUUUUUAUUUAAAAUGAGACGCAUCAAACUUAAGAUUAGCCAGCCUAUUAGUUAUCCUUUGUAUAGAUUUUGUAAAGUUGCAGUUUGUUUAACAUGUAUACUAUUCAAAUGCUAAUUGUAUAUUAUUGCUUCUGAACAUGUUAAGUGCAAUAAUAAAUUAUUUAUACACCUUUAACUAAAUGUGUUUUUCUUUCUGAACCACAAAGUGAACACACAAUGUAAUAGAUUGUGAAAUGACUCCUAUGAGCACUUUGUCCCUCUGUCAUUACACAACAAUUCACUUUUAAGACGAUUCUAUUCAGCCUUACAAGUACUACACAGUAGGUCUUUUUUUUAAAGGAUAGUUCAACAUUUUGUGAGAUGCAGUUCAUCUAUAGGUAUAAAAAGCAAAAAAACAUGAGUAGUUCUAGAAUUUUUUGUGUAGACUGAAUAAAACAUAUUGAGCCUCAUGCAGGAAUCUAUAAACGAAAAGAAGUUCUCUUAUUUUGUUUGUAGCCACAAUUUGUUCUUUUUUUUUUUCUUCUGGAAUUCACCAAUGUUUUCUUAUUUUUGCUCUUCUCUUAGGUGAGAGAAAAUCUUAUGUGUGGUCAAGAGCACUCUUAAAAAGACAGGGGAAAACAUUGCUUUCACAGUCCACAAACUGUUGUCCAUCAUGAGGAAACACAAGUUUUACAUUUGAGGAACAUUGAAAAAAAUGCAUUAAUAUCAUAUAAUCAAAUUUAGAUUGUGUUUCAGAGUAAUACAAUGAUUUCAUCAAUUAGAAAAUGAAUUGGUAUUUGGCAAGUAUUUUUUUUUUUUUUAUAGUUUCAUUUUUCACGCAAAAAAACAUUUCAUGGUUCCAGAUUCUCAAAUAUGACGACUUGCUGCUUUCCCUGGUAGUUUAUUUUUUCCUCAAGUUUUUUUUUAUUGAGCCAAAGAUGGAAUUACAUAUAUCAUGUUGCAGUGUCUGUGCUCAGUUAUUUGUACUCGUACUCGUCGUCCUCCGCUUAUCCGGGUCCGGGUCGCGGGGGCAGCAGCUUCAGCAAAGAAGCCCAGACAGUCCUCUCCCCAGCCACUUCCGUCAGCUCUUCCGCGGGAACCCCGAGGCGUUCCCAGGCCAGCCAAGUGAUGUAGUCCCUCCAGCGUGUUCUGGGGCGGCCCCGAGGUCUCCUCCCGGUUGGACACGCCCGAAACACCUCCCAAGGGAGGCGUCCGGAAGGCAUCCUAACCAGAUGCCCGAACCACCUCAACUGGCUCCUCUCGAUGUGGAGGAGCAGCGGCUCUACUGCGAGUCCCUCCCGGAUGUCUGAGCUCCUCACCCUAUCCCUAAGGCUGAGCCCAGCCACCCUGUGGAGGAAACUCAUUUCGGCCGCUUGUACUCGCGAUCUCAUUCUUUCGGUCACUACC
Messenger RNA from Epinephelus moara (kelp grouper), 4761 nucleotides. It is a transcript of the gene gjb7, whose product is annotated as gap junction protein beta 7. Lineage: Eukaryota; Metazoa; Chordata; Actinopteri; Perciformes; Serranidae. The transcript is spliced from 2 exons. Gene Ontology annotation, cellular component: connexin complex. The record is from RefSeq and is a predicted model, not a curated record. Bases 229 to 1023 code for a protein of 264 amino acids. Gene Ontology annotation, biological process: cell communication.